Messenger RNA from Haliotis rufescens (red abalone), 3960 nucleotides. RefSeq lists its product as uncharacterized. Lineage: Eukaryota; Metazoa; Mollusca; Gastropoda; Lepetellida; Haliotidae. The transcript is spliced from 6 exons. The record is from RefSeq and is a predicted model, not a curated record. Bases 78 to 1421 code for a protein of 447 amino acids.
GUGCGCAUGUGAACUUGGGUGACUUUGACAUCCGGUUUGUCUGCUUUCGGUGAAGAGCAUGCAAGUGUGCCCGAAAAAUGGCAUUUCACGUUCGACUUUCAAAUCAUAAUCUAUUCAAACUGUCAAAAAUCAGGGCUCUACCCUUUGCAACACAGGCUGAUGACAAAGUUUUCGAACGAAGACAAGCCGAUCCUUCUACAGAACAUGUUUAUAAAACCUGUCCAGCAUCUGUACGUAACAGAGCCUCACUGCAUGAUAAACAUCUAUAUAUGACAAGGCUUCAACAGAAUACAGUUCGGUCAAAGUCAUCAGAAGACAAGUCAAGGUCACUUCAUAGUGACACACUAUCAAGCUUGUUGUUGUCAGUUUAUAACAUUGGUUUUCAAGAUGGUGAAAAGUUCAGCCAAAAUUGUCAAUGCGGGUCAAGGUCAUGUCCUUGCCCUUCAGACCAAGGAACAAGGUCAUUGGAGGGACGAAAUGCUUGCUUACCUGAAAUUAGUCUGGAAAAGUGUUUCUUGCCUAUGACCUUGACUGACCUUGAAAACCUGUUUCAGGGUCAUAGUAAGAGCAAUGUUGUUGAAAAAGCGGAGAAUCAGUGCAUCGCUGAAUUCGUCAAGGCUGUUUCAUACUCAGAGGAUGACAUUCUUGCUUUUGAAAGCAACAAAAACAGGUCACAGGGGAUGUCUAGGGACAUUAUUAGUCAUGAAAAUCAUGAUGUAACAGUACUACAGGACAAUGUUAGCCAUAUGAACACCGUGAACAUUAGCUGUCAGGCCUUGCCUGAUGUCCACACAGUGUUUUGUGAUGGAGCUGGUGAUGAGGCAAACAAAGGUCAAGGUCAAGGGCCAUCGGAGGAGCAGCUGCUUGUUGUUCAUAACUUUUUCGAACGAACUUUGCCAGAUUUCUUGAAAUCGAAGCAAGACUACAGGAUUUAUCAUAAAGACAUAAUAUUCGAGAACAAUUACUUUGGGAAAAAUGUUUCAACUCAGGGAAUAACAGCCUACGUGACCCAGGUGACGAAGAUCCGCAUCCUGACACACUUCAUGUACGCCCACGCUCAGUUCAAUGUGCUGAAGAUCACUCAUCACCCCGACGACGGGACAGUCCGCAUCCGAUGGCGGAUCAGCGGUCUGCCACAGCUCAAGACGCUUCUCAUCUGGAAGUUCAUGCCGUGGAACUAUCGGAAAAACCGAGAUGCUAAUUCAGAAUGGCACGAUGGGUUUUCCAUAUUCACUGUUGGCUCUGAUGGCUUUGUCCAUAAACACCGGGUCGACCGGGUUAUGAAGGACGAGGAGCUGCAGAUGGCCAAGCCAGCCAGCCUGGCAGCCCGACUCUCCAUCAUGCUGGGACUCGCCCCUAAACCCAGCCUCAACGACUUCAGCUCACUCUUCCUGAAGAGGACAUCGUUUGCACCCAAGUAGUUUGCCUGUAUACAUAACCAUAGAAUAAAGUGUGUACUGCUUGGGAACUGCUAUUGAAAUAUAUGACGUGAAAUUCAUAGUUAAUAGUCUGUGUGACGAAGGGUUAGGAAACAGGCACUUGUAUGUAUGUCUUGGUAUGAAUGUCGCUACAGGACAAGAGUUGUUGUCAGGAAACAGGCACUUGUAUGUAUGUCUUGGUAUGAAUGUCGCUACAGGACAAGAGUUGUUGUCAGGAAACAGGCACUUGUGUGUAUGUCUUGGUAUGAAUAUCGCUACAGGACAAGAGUUGUUGUCAGGAAACAGGCACUUGUGUGUAUGUCUUGGUAUGAAUGUCGCUACAGGACAAGAGUUGUUGUCAGGAAACAGGCACUUGUAUGUAUGUCUUGGUAUGAAUAUCGCUACAGGACAAGAGUUGUUGUCAGGAAACAGGCACUUGUAUGUAGGUCUUGGUAUGAAUAUCGCUACAGGACAAGAGUUGUUGUCAGGAAACAGGCACUUGUAUGUAGGUCUUGGUAUGAAUAUCGCUACAGGACAAGAGUUGUUGUCAGGAAACAGGCACUUGUAUGUAUGUCUUGGUAUGAAUGUCGCUACAGGACAAGAGUCGUCAGGAAACAGGCACUUGUAUGUAUGUCUUGGUAUGAAUGUCGCUACAGGACAAGAGUUGUCAGGAAACAGGCACUUGUAUGUAUGUCUUGGUAUGAAUAUCGCUACAGGACAAGAGUUGUUGUCAGGAAACAGGCACUUGUGUGUAUGUCUUGGUAUGAAUGUCGCUACAGGACAAGAGUUGUUGUCAGGAAACAGGCACUUGUAUGUAUGUCUUGGUAUGAAUAUCUCUACAGGACAAGAGUCGUCAGGAAACAGGCACUUGUAUGUAUGUCUUGGUAUGAAUGUCGCUACAGGACAAGAGUCGUCAGGAAACAGGCACUUGUAUGUAUGUCUUGGUAUGAAUAUCGCUACAGGACAAGAGUUGUUGUCAGGAAACAGGCACUUGUAUGUAUGUCUUGGUAUGAAUAUCGCUACAGGACAAGAGUUGUUAGGAAACAGGCACUUGUAUGUAUGUCUUGGUAUGAAUAUCGCUACAGGACAACAGUUUUUGUCAGGAAACAGGCACUUGUAUGUAUGUCUUGGUAUGAAUAUCGCUACAGGACAAGAGUUGUUAGGAAACAGGCACUUGUAUGUAUGUCUUGGUAUGAAUGUCGCUACAGGACAAGAGUUGUUGUCAGGAAACAGGCACUUGUGUGUAUGUCUUGGUAUGAAUAUCGCUACAGGACAAGAGUUGUUGUCAGGAAACAGGCACUUGUAUGUAUGUCUUGGUAUGAAUAUCGCUACAGGACAAGAGUUGUUAGGAAACAGGCACUUGUAUGUAUGUCUUGGUAUGAAUAUCGCUACAGGACAACAGUUUUUGUCAGGAAACAGGCACUUGUAUGUAUGUCUUGGUAUGAAUGUCGCUACAGGACAAGAGUUGUUGUCAGGAAACAGGCACUUGUAUGUAUGUCUUGGUAUGAAUGUCGCUACAGGACAAGAGUCGUCAGGAAACAGGCACUUGUAUGUAGGUCUUGGUAUGAAUAUCUCUACAGGACAGGAGUUGUUGUCAGGAAACAGGCACUUGUGUGUAUGUCUUGGUAUGAAUAUCGCUACAGGACAAGAGUUGUCAGGAAACAGGCACUUGUAUGUAUGUCUUGGUAUGAAUGUCGCUACAGGACAAGAGUUGUCAGGAAACAGGCACUUGUGUGUAUGUCUUGGUAUGAAUGUCGCUACAGGACAAGAGUCGUCAGGAAACAGGCACUUGUAUGUAGGUCUUGGUAUGAAUAUCUCUACAGGACAGGAGUUGUUGUCAGGAAACAGGCACUUGUGUGUAUGUCUUGGUAUGAAUAUCGCUACAGGACAAGAGUUGUCAGGAAACAGGCACUUGUAUGUAUGUCUUGGUAUGAAUAUCUCUACAGGACAAGAGUUGUUGUCAGGAAACAGGCACUUGUAUGUAUGUCUUGGUAUGAAUAUCGCUACAGGACAAGAGUUGUCAGGAAACAGGCACUUGUAUGUAUGUCUUGGUAUGAAUAUCUCUACAGGACAAGAGUUGUUGUCAGGAAACAGGCACUUGUAUGUAUGUCUUGGUAUGAAUAUCGCUACAGGACAAGAGUUGUCAGGAAACAGGCACUUGUAUGUAUGUCUUGGUAUGAAUAUCGUUACAGGACAAGAGUUGUCAGGAAACAGGCACUUGUAUGUAUGUCUUGGUAUGAAUAUCACUACAGGACAAGAGUUGCUGUUAGGAAACAGGCACUUGGUAUGAAUGUAAGUCUGUUUUACUGAAGCAUAAGGAAAGGAUAUUAAUAUCAGUAUGUACAUAUUGUAAGCACGUUUCUGAUCUUAUUGCAAAGUAGAAACCUUGACAAAUGCCUGAAACAGUUGGCUUGAAACACAGAGAAAGAGUUCCACAAUUACAAGUGAUCCGUUUACCGGUAAUUACAAGUUAGGUCAAAUUAGGCUUGGACUGGUAAUUCCUGUCCCGGUGGACAGGCAAAUAAAGUACCUUACAGCGGUA